GAGAAAAGGGGGGGAUUUGGGAAUAUUCUUUGUCCUCACCCCGCAGUACAGCACGCAACUGGAGAAGGAGACGGAGGCUCCUCGUUUGGGGGGAAAAACUGGAUGGCUUGAUGUUAGAACUGGGGGGCUUUCUUUUAGUAAAAAGAAACGAAGGAAAAGCUCUCGACUUAAACGACAACUUCAACCAGAGGAGCUAAAAUAACAAGAGAAGGUCUGACAGGUUCCCUCCUGCUCCACCGGCAAAAUGAGUUGGAGCUUCCUCACACGUCUGUUGGAUGAGAUUUCCAAUCACUCCACCUUCGUGGGCAAAAUCUGGCUCACCCUCCUCAUCGUCUUUCGCAUCGUGCUGACGGCGGUUGGGGGCGAGUCAAUCUACUAUGAUGAACAGAGUAAAUUUGUGUGUAACACACAGCAACCUGGUUGUGAGAAUGUGUGCUAUGAUGCAUUUGCGCCGCUGUCGCAUAUUCGCUUUUGGGUCUUUCAGGUGAUUAUGAUCACCACCCCCACCAUCAUGUACCUUGGCUUUGCUAUGCAUAAGAUUGCCCGCAUGGAGGACGAUGACUACCGUCCCCGGGGCAGGAAGAGGAUGCCCAUAGUGAGCCGUGGUGCCAACCGGGACUACGAGGAAGCAGAGGACAACGGGGAGGAGGACCCCAUGAUCCUGGAGGAAAUUGAGCCAGAAAAGGAGAAGGAAGUUGCGGAGAAGCCCAGCAAAAAACACGAUGGACGCCGUCGCAUUAAGAGAGACGGCCUGAUGAAGGUUUACGUGUUUCAGCUGCUAUCACGUGCCAUCUUUGAGGUCUCGUUCCUGUUUGGACAGUACGUCCUUUAUGGGCUGGAAGUGGCGCCGUCGUAUGUAUGCACACGCUCUCCUUGCCCGCACACAGUGGAUUGCUUCGUCUCACGCCCUACAGAGAAAACAAUCUUCCUGCUCAUCAUGUAUGCUGUCAGCGCCUUGUGCCUGCUCUUCACCGUGUUGGAGAUCCUCCACCUUGGCAUCAGUGGUAUUCGUGACUGUUUUUGCGCGCCACGAUCUCGACCUCCCACGCCCCGCCACCCAGCUCUGGCCAGCCAGAGGUCCUCCAUCUGCCGUCAGCCCUCUGCGCCUCCAGGUUACCACACAGCUCUGAAGAAGGACCCAACAGGAAAAAUGGGCUUUAGGGAUAACCUGGGAGACUCGGGCCGCGAGUCAUUUGGGGACGAGGCUUCAUCGCGGGAGCUGGAGAGGCUGCGCAGACACCUAAAGCUGGCCCAGCAGCACCUGGAUCUGGCUUAUCAGAACGAGGAGAACAGCCCGUCACGCAGCAGCAGCCCAGAGUCCAAUGGCACCGCAGUUGAACAGAACAGACUAAACUUUGCCCAGGAGAAGCAGAGCAGUACAUGUGAGAAAGGUCUCCGUGCAUAGGUUGUCAUCAGCCUAUCGAUUCACAUCAGGAGCAGUGAGCACACAUAAGGGAAUCAAACAGGGAGCGUGUGCAUGCGUGUAUGUGUGUGUACGAGACAUCAUGAAUUUGCUUGAGGUGGAUGAAGUCAGCCCAAGCCUUUCAGUGUUACGGCCAUCUGCGGCCGAGCAUCGAGUCGAACGGUCGUCUCAACCCAGCAAUACUUGAGACGCCAGCCUGUCUGAAGAUCCAAAGUGCUUACAAACUACCAUUGUGCAACAAGAACGGAUAAGGUUAACUUGUACUUCUCCCUCAGGGCAGCUAUUCUUCUUUUAUAUUUUUAUUAUGAGACUUAGAGCUAUUAGUCCUUUUUAAGAGUUUGUUCUCUGUUGGAAGUUCAUAGUGAGUGCAUCUCAAGUUUGCCUUAGACCUAAACUGGAACUCCAUGUUAUGAUAUUUUGUUAAGGUAAGGCCAAGCCAGCUGUAGUGCGAAAAGCAUGUUUAAACUGUAAGAGUUGAGUCUUUUUGUGAGGAAGUGAAUCAGUGAGCGAGUGCUUGUAGAUGCAAAGAAAAGGUUAAUGGACAAAGCACCACUCUUGAGAGAAAGGUACUGGAGUGACUGUCAUACCGAUGAAGACUUUUUGAUGUGUUUUCAUACAAAGGUUUCUUUCAAGUGUGUCGCUUCCCCCACCCCACCCGCCCUCCACAAUGUUGGCCCUGCACCAGUCAACAUUCCCAAGUCUGGUGCCUGGUAUAGUAACUGGAACACACUUGGGGUGCCUUUGUCCAAAGGAAUAAACAAACCUGGAUAAUGCUUGAAAAAAUGUUACUCUUGAUAUUGUCUUGUAUUUGAUACUGUUCUUUAUUUUUAUAUUAGUUUAGAGUAUUGUGGUAUUGAAGAGGCUGAUGUCACUGUGGCCAACACUAUUUUUAUUUUUAUUUUUAUUUUCAAAGAAUGACAUUCACUACUGUCUUACCUCCCCGAAGCCCCAAUUUAACCCAUGGACUUCUCAAAAUGGUUUGGUACUAUUCAGUUCAACUGCAACAGUUGUUUUUCUUUUUAAUAACUUCAUUUUUAAUACUCAAUAACCUGCAGCUUAUUUUAUUAGGUACACAUCAUCUUUGACCAGCAGAUAGUUUUUCUUUUUUCAGUACUGGACCCAAAUGUAAUCGUAUCUGUUGGUUGAAUAAGGGAGAAUACUGUGUCAUGUUAAUGUUUCAUGUCUGAAAGUGCUGAUUUUUGGGAUUAGUGUUAUCACUGUUCCAGAAUCUCAAUUAGGAGUGUAAAUGAUGUAAUCAUUUCAAUGUGAAUUCAGAUGCCAUCUUUUGUAUUCUAAAGCAUACCCACAGUGCCAUUAGUGCCGACUCAAAUAUUGUCAUCUCAAGUUAUUUUUGAGCAAUGCUUUUUGUACUUUUUAUACUUUUUGUAUUGAUAGUACCUUGUGGUUAGUUUUUAAAAUAAAUUUUUUUCAACAAAUACCAGUUUUCAAA
Lates calcarifer (barramundi perch) is the source of this 2873-nucleotide messenger RNA. It is a transcript of the gene gjc4b, whose product is annotated as gap junction protein gamma 4b. Gene Ontology annotation, biological process: cell communication. The record is from RefSeq and is a predicted model, not a curated record. The transcript has 3 exons. NCBI's taxonomy places the organism in Eukaryota, Metazoa, Chordata, Actinopteri, Centropomidae. Gene Ontology annotation, cellular component: connexin complex. Bases 245 to 1405 code for a protein of 386 amino acids.